UUAUAUUAGUGCAGAACACUGUACCUUUAAUUUAAAUGCCCUUGGAGUCUGCUGGGGAAGAGAAAUAAUACUGUCAGUCAGUAUGACAUGCAGAUGAGUGCCGUCGAUCUUAGAAUCACCGCACACUUCACUCAUUUGGGCAGUCACGGGGCCAAAACCAGAGUGUGAGCCACAGGUGGCGGUGGAGGCAGCAGCAAUGGAAGGCCAUACAGCACCCUAUCACAAAAUGGAACCCACCAACAGUGUAAGGAGACCUGAAAGUGGCACAUGGCGCAGGGUGGCGGUGGAGGCAGCAGCAAUGGAAGGCCAUACAGCACCCUAU
Staurois parvus is the source of this 322-nucleotide messenger RNA. The record is from the annotation of a GenBank genome assembly. NCBI's taxonomy places the organism in Eukaryota, Metazoa, Chordata, Amphibia, Anura, Ranidae.